AUGCGCCGUCUGGAUCUGGAUUUGACUUGUUUUCCUAGAAACAGCCAGAUGUUUGAAGAAGAAGAACUUCCUGUUUCACCAAAACCAGAUGUGGAGCCACCACCACCACCGCCGCCUCCUCCAGGUCCUGUUGGACUGGACCAGAAACAGAGUCCACCUCAGGAGGAGGCUGAGAUUCCCACCACAAGUUUACUCAAGGCAGACUCGGCUCCGCCCACAGAGCCGAGGAAUGACCGGCGUGCUGCCGCUCCACCCGUUCAAAGGAAGAGAGUGUUACCGGCGUGGAUGUUGUCCUCUGCAGCUUCUUCCUCCUCCAGCUCUAAAGUUCAGUCGCCUGUAAAGAAAGGUAAAGCGCCUGCAGCGGCCUCCAAACGACCAGCAGCCAAACGGACCCCACCUGCCAAGCCCCCGCCCCCUGAGGAGGCGGAGCUAAGCGAAGAGGAGCAGCCGAAGAAGAGGCGAAGGAAGAUGAGCGAUGAAGAGGAGAAAGCUCCGUCUAAAACAGUCGCCCCUUCAGAGCCGCCCUCGGUCCGGCUGAGGACUGAACCCAAAAGGUCAGAGGUCAGCGAUGAGUCCGACAGCUUCCCCAUGGAGGUGGACGAGGAGGGAGGAGGAGGAGGAGGAGGAGGAGGAGGAGAGACGUCUACAGCUGACCUAAACACCACAAAGUCUGAGGAGGACACGGGGAUGAAAAACGGAGGGCGAGCGAGUAAACGGGCGGAGCCUGCGGGGUCUGCUCCGUCCAAACCUCGCCUCAGGACUCCGUGUCCGUACGGGAAGAACUGCUACAGGAAGAACCCGCUUCAUUUCCAGGAGUGCAGUCACCCCGGGGACACCGACCACGAGGACGAGGAGGACGAGGAGGAGGAGGAGAUGGACGAGGCAGAUUUACCCGAGUGUCCCUACGGCACAGACUGCUACAGGAAAAAUCCUCUUCACAGGAAAGAAUACAAACACACCAAGAAACCAGCCCCCAUGCCACGCACCCGCCCCAAAAAGCCCGCCGCUGACGAUGAAGACGACGAAGACGAUGAGGAGGGAUACGACGACAGCUUCAUAGACGACGACAGCCUGGAGGAGGAGGAGGCGGAGGGAGGCGAUGACUCGGACUACGUCCCUCCUGCGUCUGAUGACAGCGAGAAGGAGGACAUCAGACGGCUGCAGAGGGAGGCUCAGGACUUCCUGAAGAAGAGGAAGUAGACUCUUCUUCCUCCUUUGUUGUGAGUGUGGAUGUGUUAGAGCUGCAGGGACAACCUUUCAGACUACAUCACCUCAGAAACAUCACAGGAACCAGGUCUUUGUUCCUGCCGGCCUGGAGUGGGUCUGGUAACGUUUUCUGAGGACCUUUCGGCGCCUCUUUAUCCUUACGCCUCUACCAAACUUCUGCACUUACCGGGAACACAGACGAAGAAAGGCUCUGAAGUCUGAGCCAAACCGCCUCUCCUCACUCUCUUCUCUCAGCGAUUGUAAUUUUAAGGUCUGAGGAUUCAUGCUCAAAGCUUUUACUGUCUUUUUUAAGAGAUGUUUAAAUCUUUAUUUUUUCUAAUAGAAUAUUUAAACCCAGGGUCCCUGGGAGGAAAACACUAAGAUAAAUCAGGUGAUCUUUCUUGUAGUCUGAUCUUGAUGAUUUUCUCUCCUGCACUGAAGCCCUGAGAAAGGACAGAGGCGAUGUUCUUUCCUGUAUGAUUUUUCUAACUUACUAAAUAUUUUUGUGGGUUAAAAAAAAGUUCUUCCUUUGUAUUUUUUUAUUCUAAUUCUGAGGCGACUAAAUGUUUCAGAACAGCUCCAGUGGAUUGAUUCAGCCUGCAGCUCUAAAACAGGCUGUAAUGGCUGCAAUCUGAUUAAAGUCCGUCCACUGAAAGUUUA
Molecule: messenger RNA, 1866 nt
Organism: Notolabrus celidotus (New Zealand spotty)
Lineage: Eukaryota; Metazoa; Chordata; Actinopteri; Labriformes; Labridae
Gene: aplf
Product: aprataxin and PNKP like factor
Exons: 8
Coding region: 1-1200 (399 amino acids)
Biological process (GO): double-strand break repair
Cellular component (GO): nucleus; site of double-strand break
Molecular function (GO): DNA-(apurinic or apyrimidinic site) endonuclease activity; 3'-5' exonuclease activity
Source: RefSeq, a predicted model, not a curated record